AUGGCCGAUGCUGGUGCUAGUGCUUUAGUAAUUCCCAAACAUACAGUUUUCAAUGAAGAUUGGACACCAGCAGGAGUGCAAGAAAGCGAUCUUGUAGAUUCUUAUUAUACCAAACUCAAGAAGAUUGCAAGACAUGCUAAUAUAGGAGAUGAUAAAUUCUGCCAUAGAUUUCUUAAAGACUUUCUCUAG
Messenger RNA from Funneliformis caledonium, 189 nucleotides. NCBI's taxonomy places the organism in Eukaryota, Fungi, Glomeromycota, Glomeromycetes, Glomerales, Glomeraceae. The record is from the annotation of a GenBank genome assembly.